CGGUGGUGUACUCUUCAAUGGACUCCACAAGGGAAAAUGGUGGUCUAGUAUUUCCAGUAUUGUGAACAGUUUAGCAACAGUAAAUAUUGCUAGUUCCAUACGUUGAAGAUUUUCACCAAAAUACGUCGAAGGCUAAAUCUAACGGAGUCGGGUUUUCCAGCUGAGCAACGUGGUGACGACAAAGACCUGAGCCAGGUGGAGGCCGAGCCCGGUGGAAGAAAUGUCAGAGAAGGUGCAGAAUGCCUUCAGGGUGCGGCUGUCCUCCGUCAUGGACUCGCUGCUCACGUCGGCGGUGUGCGAGAUCGCCAAGAUCUUUGAGGGCAGCCUGUGUGAGCAGCAGGCUGAGCUCACGCAGAAAGUAGAGGAAAUCUCUGUUUUGAAGGGGAAGCUGAGGCGGGCUAAGAGGAGGUUGAAGGAGGAGGGAAAAGGAGAGGACCUCGAAGACAUGUCCGCCGAUAGCUCUGAAGAAACCUCCACGUUGUCCACAAUUGCUGAGAUAGAAGAGGAAGUACCUGAUUGGUGCGAGCCCCUUCAGUCAGAAGAUUCCCUAAUCCCGUCCUCAAAAAUCAAAAAGGAAAAUGCGUGGCCACGGGUUGACCUGCGGCCACUGAGUGUGUCUUUAUGGCGCAUCCCUAACAUCAAACAAGAGGCUGAAGAUUUUGAUCACCACCUGCUGACUGCACUAGCCAGGAGUCCUCCACGAAAAGGGUCGGCUGCUGAGCGUUUGUUAAACAGCCACUUAAGAAACAUACCCGAACUGAGCUCUUCUGGGUUGGGGUGCCAGCGUGUUUCUGUGGGGCGGGGAAGGGGAAGGGGGCGGGGCAGGGGCCGGGAUCAAAACCUCUCCCCUUCAAAGACAAACCUACCUCCCCAAACCACACCCUCAAAGAAGGCAGCACACAUCCAGAAAUGUACUCUUGUCACGUUUGCCGUAAGGAAUACUCUUCUGCUCAAUCCUUGCGGGAUCAUGAACGCCUUCACACAGGAGAGCAACGAAGAUGUCUCCUGGACUGCACCAGUGGAGGAAACCAUUGCUAAUGGUGCAGGCCAGCAGCCUGCCAUCAAGUCAAAGAGCAAAGACGAGUAUCGAGCAAAGCCACAGGAGAUCGGCUCACCCAGGGAAGAAGUACCAGUGCCUGAAAUGUGUGAAGCAAUUUGA
This is a messenger RNA of Esox lucius (northern pike), 1159 nucleotides long. RefSeq lists its product as uncharacterized. Bases 221 to 1159 code for a protein of 312 amino acids. NCBI's taxonomy places the organism in Eukaryota, Metazoa, Chordata, Actinopteri, Esociformes, Esocidae. The transcript has 8 exons. The record is from RefSeq and is a predicted model, not a curated record.